GAAAAAAAAAAAUUCAUGACUUCGUCAACAACAACAACGACUAAUCUCAUCAUCUCCUUGAGAUAACAAAAAAACCGGAAUUCAGGCGACGCCACUUUGUGCUUGUAUCAGAAAUCAGAAACCUAUCGGAGUCGCAGCAGUGGCCUGAAAAUUCAGCCGGAGUUGAUCAUCGGCCGCCAAAAACCUUGACAAAGUCCGUCCAGAUUGUUUUGGGUUGAAAAUCUUAAGAGCAAGGAAUUCAGGAAGAUUGGAUAUGACGACUAGACGCGCUCGUUAUACCCCUCUUGCUACGGAUGAGGAUGAUUAUACUGGUGACCAGACUAGACCGUUUGAUCCUCGAUUUGAUUACGCGCCGAAAGCCUUGGAUAGAGUUCCCUGGAAAUCUAUUGCACUUGCACUCUUUCUGUUGUUUCUUGGUACUGGACUUUUGUUUCUUUCGUACUUUAUUUUCACCGGUCAUAUGGGGGGAGAACGGUCUCAAGCUUAUGGACUUUUGGCGUUGGGAUUUCUGAGCUUUCUUCCAGGCUUUUAUGAGACUCGUCUUGCAUAUUAUGCAUGGAGGGGUGCCAAAGGAUUUCGCUUUUCCGCCAUCCCUGAUUACUAGAACAGUUGAGUUAUACCCUCCAAACUCUCAGUCAAGUUCUGAUCUCAGUGCUACUUAUUUGUAUGUUAUACAUAGAUUAAAUUAAACUGUACAAUGGGGUUAGAAGGACAAUCUUAAAAUAUAGUUUGAAAUUGUUGCAUUAUGCGUUAUAUUUUGUUCCUUAAACUGUGCCUAUUUUAAUUAUGUGGAA
Vicia villosa (hairy vetch) is the source of this 794-nucleotide messenger RNA. RefSeq lists its product as uncharacterized. NCBI's taxonomy places the organism in Eukaryota, Viridiplantae, Streptophyta, Magnoliopsida, Fabales, Fabaceae. The coding region runs from base 254 to 604 and encodes 116 amino acids. The record is from RefSeq and is a predicted model, not a curated record. The transcript is spliced from 3 exons. Gene Ontology annotation, cellular component: endomembrane system.